Molecule: messenger RNA, 3373 nt
Organism: Xyrauchen texanus (razorback sucker)
Lineage: Eukaryota; Metazoa; Chordata; Actinopteri; Cypriniformes; Catostomidae
Product: CKLF-like MARVEL transmembrane domain-containing protein 7
Exons: 6
Coding region: 107-931 (274 amino acids)
Cellular component (GO): membrane
Source: RefSeq, a predicted model, not a curated record
CCUGCUGCAUUUCAUACACUUUCAGCCGUUUGUUCCUAGUUGAGCAACUUUAUAUUUGUAUUAUUAUUAAAGUGCCCUUUCACUUUAGAUUUAUAAAUACAUCACAAUGUCUCAUACUAUUGUGACUACUACUACUACAACAACAACAUCGACAUCAGAUGGAGGAUUUUGCAACAUCGGUUAUGCGCGUUCAUUUCAAGGAUUACUGAAAAUCGGCCAAGUGGUGAUCCUCCUGAUUGCCUUCUUAUGUGUGCACUGUGAUCAGCAUUGGACCAGUUACUCUGCAUUUCGGUACUUUGAGGUGGUCACCGCGUGGUUCCUCAUCGUCUUCCUUUUCUUCUUCUUGAUGUACGUGAUGAGACUUCAAAGAAAAAUCACAUGCAUUAACUGGACAUUGACGGAGUUUUUACAUUAUGCUGUGGGAGGUAUCCUGGUCUUUAUCGCCUCUAUAGUUGCGGCUGUGAAAAGUCAUGGGUACUCCUCUUUGGUCGCUGGAUCUCUUCUGUCUUUUGUUGCAUUUGUGAUGGAGGAGGUCGUGUCCAACUGCUCAUCCUGUGGGCCACUCUACUUCUUUGAAUUUGUCAGUUGCACAGCCUUCCUCUUCACAUUUUCGCUCCUCAUCCUCCUGGCCACAACGCUGCACCAGAGAGUUGGAAUCAGUUGUUGGCCCACCUUGGACUUUGGAUUCACAGCAGCCAUGGCAUUUUUAUUCCUCAUCGCCAGUGUUGUGUUUGCAGCUGACAAUGGUGGGACAAUUCUGGAGCAGACCUCAGCGGCAUUUGGCUUCCUGGCCACAAUGGCCUACUUUGUUGACUUCAGUCUCUUUUUGAAAGCAAAAGGUUGUCGAAAGGGAAGCAAUCAACCUGCAACAGACAACACAACCAGACCAGUGCCAGAGAGAGAAAAACUAAAUUCUAAUGGAACUGAAUAGAGUUUUAUUAUUUUCACCAAAAUAUUACGGUCAGACCGCUUUUUGUCCCUUAACAAACAAAUUUUGUAAUAUUUAAGAACUGUUUUGACCAAAACACAGAGGUUAUGAUAUCGUAAUAUUUCUGUUUAAGUCUCUGGCUAGCUAAUGGACCAAUUUUAUCUUGUGCCUUGAAUGUUUUAAUUUCAUAACUGAAAUACAUAUAGGAGUCUUAACUUUACAAUUGAAAUAGAAGACACACAUAUCAUCCAGUUUCUCUUUGUGGGGGCUUCUGGCAUUAUGCUUACAUUUUGCCACAAUGAAAUUUUUUACAUGGCUUUAAAAUAAAUUAAAAAUUAGGAGUACAGAAAUUAAGUUGUCAUGUCCCAAUCAGAGCUUAUCUUCUGUACUGUAGACAUAAAUUGUUAUGGUUUAACAAGUACAUUAGAAAAAUCAGGAUUUUAUCACAUAAACAUUACUGAUUGACCCUGUUUUAUGUCACAGGAAUAUGAAUAGAAUAUUGGAUAAAUUGUUAACGAAAUCAUGAAAGGUCAGCAAAUUGUAUUAAAUAUUCAAAAUAUUAUUUUCAUCUAAUACUUGUGGGACAGGUAAAUAUUGCACUGUAUAGACCAGGGGCCAGCAAACUUUUUGACAUGGUGUGCUAUUUGUUAUUUUCCUGUUCAAUGGCUGUGCCGACAACCCCCGCAUCACAAGACGAUCAACAACAGUGUUUAGUCCUUUUCUUUGAAUCGCACCUGCAAAAUCCUAAAACUUUAUUUCCAGGUUUAAUUUAUAUUUUUGAACCCCACGAUGUGGAUUUAUGUUUUCUCUUUUAACCGUUUAAUGUAAUUUUGAGUGUGACCAUUGUUUAAGGAGGGUGUACCUGUAUGCUGGGUUAGAAAUAUCAAGGAUUAAUAUUGUUUUUUCCUUAUUACAUCACAUGAUGUUCUGAAUGCAAAAAGAAACAAAUAAAACACGGAAUGUAGGCUGUCAUUCUGCAAAGACUGACCGAAUCAAAGCAGCGUUUACUCACGCGAUUAACCGGAAGUGAAGCGCUGCUGGCUCGUGAUGCUCCUGAUGUGUGAGUGGCUUGCACGCGGUGCACGAGUCUGUUGGGUAUACUGCAGUCUUGUCACAUUUUUACUUUAUGUUUAGUCUCACAUUCAGCUUAUGAAAACACACUGUGAGAUCAUGAGGAAGGAUUACAUAAAGCUGUAGAUUGGAAGCAUCACGCUUCCAUUGCUGGAGUGCCAGUGAUUACACCUUCCGUGUGCCAAUGCUGGAAAGUGUGGCAUAGGUUGCUGGGCCCUGGUAUAGACAAAGAUAUUUUAGUGAACUGUUGAAAACGAUUUUGAUGACAGCAGGAUGAUGUUUUGUUAUCAACAUUCUCUAAUGGCCCUGUGAUUAUAAUUUUUGCUGUGCAAGGGAUAUCAUAUAAUUUUUUAUUGAAACAAUCUGUCGUUUUUAAAUUGUGUAGAACUAGAAAUGUAUAUUUUCCUUUGUGCCUUAUCUUGUUGCAUGUGGGCGCAGAUGUUGACAUAAUUCUAUCAUGGUUUUGUAAGCUGUACUUGUUAAGCUAUGAUUGUGAAUCAUUCAAUUGAGGUCGUAUGGAGGUGCGUGUAGGCCCAAAUGUGUUAAUUUAAAUGCCCUUAGUGAUGAACGGACUGCACAUUUUUGAGACCCUAAUCUGCCCUAUGCUGUCACCCUCCUGUGCUGUAAAACAGACUUCUGCUUUCUGUGUUAAUUAAGACAAAUGUGUAGAUGUGAACAAAAUUAUUUAUUAAUUUUCCAAAGACUAAAUAACAUGGACCACUUUUACAGCAUUGUUUUUGUAAACAUUUCUCCAUUCCAGCAAUAAAUGGCUCCUGGGCUUUAUUCUUUUUUUAUUUAAAUUGUUUUAUGUAUGGCCUGUAAAACAUAUGUACCUGUUGAUAAGGCUUUACAAAUGACAGUGUGUUUAUUAUAUUAACAACACUGUGUGUGUGUGUGUGUGUGUGUGUGUGUGUGUGUGUGUGUGUGUGGUUAACUGGUGGAAUUAGUCGAAGACUCCUGAUUAUGUGAUCAUUAGAUCUUGAAAAUGUAAUGUAACUUGUUUGUGCCUUCAAAAUGUAAUAAACACAAUUGGCCUUAUUCACGCUAGUGCCAUUUUGAUUUUUAAUAGGAAUGACAACGAGGCUGUGAGGGAUAGCCUUUCAGUCUCUUUAAUGGUCUGUAUUUUAAAGUUACUGUACUGCAGUUGAAGUUUUUUUUUUUUUUUUUUAUCGUUCCGUGGACAAAACAUGGAAAAUGAUCUGUCAACCAAUACCAAUACAACAUGAGUUGUGGAAAAUUAGAUGUGAUCUAGGAGCUUAAUACAGCUUUAUACGGUUCCCUCACCGCCUCGUUGUCAUUCCCAUUAAAAACCAAAUAUGGCGCGUUGAUAAUCUAUAUAGCUCUUACAUGUCCAUUUUUGUCACUAUUCUUUGU